Molecule: messenger RNA, 962 nt
Organism: Cephus cinctus (wheat stem sawfly)
Lineage: Eukaryota; Metazoa; Arthropoda; Insecta; Hymenoptera; Cephidae
Product: cytochrome c oxidase subunit 4 isoform 1, mitochondrial-like
Exons: 5
Coding region: 213-773 (186 amino acids)
Biological process (GO): mitochondrial electron transport, cytochrome c to oxygen
Source: RefSeq, a predicted model, not a curated record
CAUGGAUGAUCUCAACGGAGUAGAUAUUAAAGUUACAUUUAAAUAUAAAAAACAAUGGAAUGCUCUAUCGUUCUUAUGUUUUACAUGCUACAAAAAAUCCUGUCAAUGGUCAGAACACUGGAAUAUUUAUCUAAAUGCUCCUAUGAAAUGCAAAGUCAUCAAAGUUCCAUUCGCCAAAAGCCUUUAGUCUGAAUCAGGAAAAGAAGGUCAGCAUGCAAAAUAAUUCAAGACGCAUAUCAACAUUACUCUGCCAUCGAGUUUCUCAGUCAUGGAUGAGAAUGCAGAAAGUUGGAAUAUAUGGGACGUCUAGAAUUGGCAACAGAGAAGUAGUUGGCUUUGGAAUGAAUGGAACAUACAGCUAUCUUGACAGAGUGGAUUUUCCAUUUCCUGCUAUACGAUUUCGUCGUUCAACUCCUGAGCUAAUGGCACUUCGCGAAAAGGAACGAGGGGAUUGGCGUAAGUUGAGCAUUGCUGAGAAAAAGUGUCUGUACAGAUCAAGUUUUUGUCAGACUUUCGCAGAGAUUGAAGCUUCUAUGGGAGAAUGGAAAUCUAUUCUAGGAUGGACAUUGUUUCAUAUAGGUCUUGCUCUUUGGCUAUGGAUAAUAAUACAUAUAUUUGUGCACAACGAGGCGCCAGCGUCUUUCAGUCCUGAGAGCAGAAUUCAACAGUAUUAUAGACAAGUGGCUAUCAACAACCAACCGUUCUCAGGAAAUUAUCGACCACCUGGUGCAGAGUUAAGAGUACCACUUAUGCGCAUUAUGAACCAAAGAUAGCAGGCCACGACCAAUGGGCAAAGAGCAUCGAGGUGAGAUGUUAUAAAUCAGACCCGAAGCAUUUUAUAAAGUCAUAGGGUAACUGUAUUUGGUUGAGAUAAUCGGUAUUUGUAGGAGAAAUAGAUACUGUUAUCUCCAUCGAUUAUAUACGAGAUAAAAUAUUCACAAUCUUCAUGAAGAGCAUAGCGU